This is a messenger RNA of Cynoglossus semilaevis (tongue sole), 4661 nucleotides long. It is a transcript of the gene cpda, whose product is annotated as carboxypeptidase D, a. Gene Ontology annotation, molecular function: zinc ion binding; metallocarboxypeptidase activity. Gene Ontology annotation, biological process: peptide metabolic process; protein processing. The transcript has 21 exons. The record is from RefSeq and is a predicted model, not a curated record. The coding region runs from base 156 to 4262 and encodes 1368 amino acids. Lineage: Eukaryota; Metazoa; Chordata; Actinopteri; Pleuronectiformes; Cynoglossidae.
CCCCACAUGGGUUAGAGGAAGUGGAUGGAAAUAAACGGGCCAAGAAAAGACUGUCACAACAGCUGUGGAACCAAACAGUCGGAAAUGAUCUGACUAUUGGGUCAGAUACCGUGAAUUCCGUGUACGGGUGGUGUAGAAGUACAAUACAAAAUAACAUGGUGAGCACACGGGAGCUUCUGUCGACCAUGCCGUUACUUUUCGCCUUUCUACAGCCGUUACUUUUCGCCUUUCUUCUCGCUCUUGUUUCCGCCACUGACGCCACUCCGCACCGGACAGAACGCCUCAGCUCCGCCGUGGAGGAUACGACGGAAACUUACAAUAAUUACUACAAUUAUGAGAGUUUAACGGGACGCUUGCAGUCUUUAGCUCGGAGAUACCCACAAAUAGCCAACCUGUCGAGCGUUGGUCGGUCUGUGGAGGACAGAGAGCUUUGGGUGAUGCGGAUUACAACGGAUCCCGACAAAGAACUACCGGGUAAACCCAAAUUUAAAUAUGUCGGCAACAUGCACGGCGACGAAACCGUAUCCCGACAGGUGCUGGUGUACCUGAUUGAGUACCUGUUGACGAACUAUGGAGAGGAGCCGAGAGUCACUCAACUCGUCAACACCACGGAUAUUUACAUCCUCCCCAGCAUGAACCCAGACGGCUUUGAGAAAUCCACAGAGGGGGACUGCAAUGGCGACAGCGGAGGAAGAAGUAAUGCAAAAAACAUGGAUCUAAACAGGAGCUUUCCUGACCAGUAUUACGACACCACUGUUCCCCCGGAUGACGUUCCCGAGGUCACUGCAAUGAUUAAGUGGAUCCAGGAGAAAAAAUUCGUCCUGUCAGCAAACCUGCAUGGUGGAACGGUGGUUGCGAGUUACCCUUACGAUGACACAGCGGCCCACAAUCGUCAGGGGCACUACAGCAAAUCAGAGGAGGAUGGCCUGUUUCGACACCUGGCCUUGGUGUAUUCCCAGAACCACCCGGUGAUGAAGACCGGUGAGCCAAACUGUCCUGAUGCCCAAGGAGAAAACUUUAAGGAUGGCAUCACCAAUGGAGCCGAGUGGUACGACGUGCCUGGUGGGAUGCAGGACUACAACUACCUCCAUGGGAACUGUCUGGAGAUCACUGUGGAGCUCAGCUGCUGCAAGUAUCCCUUAGCCUCUGAGCUUCAAGGGGAAUGGGAUAUGAACAGGGAAUCCUUACUGGCCUAUAUGGAACAGGUACACAUGGGUGUUCGAGGCUAUGUGACAGAGGCCAUCAGCGGUGCUGCUCUCACUAAUGUCAACAUUGUAGUGGCUGGAAUUCGCCACAACCUGACCACAGGGAAUUUUGGGGACUACUAUCGUCUGCUGCUCCCAGGGACGUACAACAUCACAGCCAUGGCUCCAGGGUAUUCACCGAUGACAGUUAACAGUGUCGAAGUCGUAGAGGGCAAAGCCACUCAACUCAACUUCACACUUGCACCUGUCGUCAGCGAAGCUGCUGGUUCCACGUCCACCCUGCCUGCAAGCUCCACCCCUGUGACUGCCACCUCCAGCACCACUGCAGAUGUGUCCAUCUCCACCCAGACUCACGGGUCCACGGACAAACUUCCCGUUCCUCAGCCGCCGCCACCAGAAACGCAGCCAAUCCAGCCACGGGACUUUAGACACCACCACUUUGCAGACAUGGAGCUUUUCUUACGGAAGUACAAGAGCGAGUUUCCCUCCAUCACCCACCUUUAUUCCGUUGGCAACUCGGUGCAGUCACGUGCGCUCUAUGUGAUGGUCAUCUCUGAUAACCCCAAAGUACACGAACAUGGUGAGCCAGAAUUCAAGUACGUGGCCAACAUGCACGGUAACGAAGUGGUGGGUCGGGAGCUCAUGCUCAACCUGAUCGAGUAUCUCUGCAGUAACUAUGGCAGUGACCCAGAGGUCACCUGGCUAGUCAACAACACCCGCAUUCACAUCAUGCCCUCGAUGAACCCUGACGGCUACGAGGUGUCCAGGGAAGGCGAUGUAAAGGGAGUCAGAGGACGGAACAACAGCAAUGACUAUGACCUGAAUCGCAACUUCCCCGAUCAGUUCACUGAGAACGCCGUGCCCAGACAACCAGAGACGAUCGCUGUGAUGAACUGGCUGAGGAGCAUCCCCUUCGUUCUGUCUGCCAACUUGCAUGGAGGGUCUUUGGUGGUCAACUACCCCUACGAUGACGACAAAGAAGGGAUAAGUCAUUACAGCAAGGCCCCCGAUGACCAGGUUUUCCAGCAGUUGUCCAGGGCAUAUUCACAGGAGAACCCUCUGAUGCACAAUGGACACCCUUGUCCGGACGUUUACCCUAAUGACUAUUUUGAGGAUGGCAUCACCAAUGGUGCAAACUGGUACAACGUCGCUGGUGGCAUGCAGGACUGGAACUAUUUAAACACCAACUGCUUUGAGUUGACCAUUGAGCUGGGUUGUGUAAAAUUCCCCUGGGCCAAGGAUCUGCCUUCUUACUGGGAACAGAACCGAAGAGCCCUGAUUAAGUUUAUCUACCAGGUUCACACUGGAGUGAAGGGCACAGUCUCUGACAGCAGUGACGGUACAGGAAUCCCCAACGCCACCAUCAGUGUUGCAGAGAUAAAGCAUAACAUCACCACCGCCCUCACUGGAGACUACUGGAGACUUCUGACUCCCAACACUUACUCUCUCACAGCCUCUGCUCAUGGGUAUGAGUCUGUGACGACGUACGCAACGGUCUCAAAGGACGGCGUGGAAGUGGUGGAUUUCCGGCUGACGCGUUUGAACUCCGCCUCCAAAAGCCAAAAUGGGCCGCAGCCCACACAGGACCCAUCCGAGAAGGAGCUCCAGAGCUUGAUCAAGGAACUCUCCAUUGGCCAGGGUUUGGAGGAGUUGGUCAAGAGCACGGCCACAGAGAGCAGCUUCCGCUACAGACGCUACAAAGAAAUAUCGGAGUUUAUGAGGGGGCUGACUCUGAACUUUCCUACAGUUACAUCUUUACGCAGCUUGAGGCAAAGUGUAGAGAUUCGAACCAUCUGGGCUCUGGAAAUCUCUAACAAACCCGGAGAAGCAGAUCCAUCAAAACCAACCAUCCGUUUCGUAGCAGGGAUCCAUGGGAAUGCCCCAGUGGGUACAGAGCUGCUGCUGGAGUUUGCUGCCCUCCUGUGUAUCAACUAUGGCAAAAACCCCGCUAUCACCACGUUAAUCAACAACACCCGGAUCAUCAUAGUGCCCUCCAUCAACCCUGAUGGACGAGAGCAGGCCGUCGAGAAGGAGUGCACCUCAACCCGCGGCUUCUCCAACGCACAUGGAAAGGACCUGGACGCUGACUUCAACAUGGGCAAUGGAUCGCAGCUGGUGGCAGAGAAAGUAGAACCAGAGACCAGAGCGAUGAUGGAGUUGAUCAAGCAAAAACACACUCUGUCCGUGGCUCUAGACGGAGGCGCCUUGGUCGCCACCUAUCCUUAUGAUAAACCUGUACAAUCAGUUGAAAAUGAGGGUACACUGAAGUACUUGGCAAGUGUUUACUCCAACAACCAUCCCAAAAUGCACCUUGGCAACACUGGAUGCUCAAUUAAUGGACAAACGACCAACAUCCCUGAUGGUGUAAUGAGGGCUGCGGAGAAACAAAGCCACAUGGGGAGCAUGAAGGAUUUCAGCAUGGACUAUGGCCAGUGUCCUGAAAUCACAGUCUACACCGGCUGCUGUUUGUUCCCUGCAGCUGGGCAGCUGGCCACACUGUGGGCAGAAAAUAAAAAAGCUCUCCUCAGCAUGUUAGUAGAGGUGCAUAAAGGAGUGCGUGGUGUAGUGAGGGACAAAAGAGGUUGGCCCAUCGUCGGAGCCGUCAUUGUUCUCAAUGGGGGCGCGAGGGUGAGGACGUCAGAGGGCGGGCACUUCCACGUGCUGCUGGCUCCUGGCAGCCACAAAAUCGAAGCUGUUGCUGACGGCUUUCAACAACAACGUCAGGAGGUGGUGGUCUAUUCCCAUGAAGCUGCCAGAACCAUUAUCAUUGAGUUUGACAUGGACAACAGUAUCUUUGGGCUGCCCAGAGAGUUUGUAGUGGCAAGUGCAGCUGCCUCCAUGACAGCACUGGUGGUGACGGCGUGCAUUAUCUGGUGCGUGUGUGCCGCCAAAUCUAAUCACCAGAAGGACGGCUUCCACCGGUUGCGACAGCACCGAGACGAAUACGACGACGAGAUACGGCUCACGUCCAUGGGAUCCAAGAAGUCCCUAUUGGCCCACGAGUUUCAGGACGAGAGUGAAAGUGAGGAGGAGACACUUUACGCCAACAAACUCUGAGAGAACCGUCCGUCGGGUGGAUCUGUGUUUGUCUUUAUUUCGAUACCCCUUAAAUCGUUUAUCUCCGGGUUGAACCAGAGAUAUGCCAUCUGUGUCGAGCAGAGUAAGAAGUGACAAGGUGGCUUCUCCGUUACACUGACAAGCUCUUGGAACUUGCUUCUGUCAGAGAAGAUCAGGCUCAGACUGUGGUUCCAAAGUGUCCUGUUUUUGAGCCUUGAGAUUUUUAUUUUGAGAGCUCUUUGUGACCAUUUCCUGUCUUUGCAGGCUGACGAGAUCAAGUCGUGAAGUCCAAAAUAAACACCUUGUGUCAUAAAUGUGUAAUGAAGUAUAGUGCGUCAUCUCACAAACUUGCAGAAUUUACCAAUUGCUUUCUUUUAUUUUUAUUUUUUUUUAAGGAAA